AUGACUUCAAAAUUAAUUAAUUUCAUUACAAUUGAAAAAGAAAGAUUUGAAGAUGAAUGUGUUAAAUUUAUUAAAAAUGUAAUUACAGAUUCAAUUAAUAGUAGAAAUAUUGCAACCAUUGGUUUGUCUGGUGGAUCAACACCAAAGCCAAUCUAUGAAAUGUUAGGUAACGAUUCAUCAAUAGAUUGGACAAAAGUGUAUUUCUUUGCAGUAGAUGAGAGAUACAUUGAUAAAAGUAGCAAAGAUUCAAUCUAUGAUUUAAUUAGUAAAUCUGUUUUCAAGAAUAGAGAGAAUUUAUUAGUCGACCAUUUCAUUACCCCAAAUACCUCACUUCCUUUGAAAGAAUGUAUUGAAACCUAUUCAAACGAUUUAAAGAAAUUAAUUGAAAAAUCAAAUGGUUCACCAGAUUUAGUUACAUUAGGUAUGGGUGAAGACGGUCAUAUAGCAUCCAUCUUUCCAAAUUCUCCAAAAUCGCCACUCGAUGAAACUGAUUUAGUCUAUCAUACAACCACUGAACGUUUUGCAAUCUUUGAUCGUAUCACUACCAACAUUAACUUUUUAGCUUCCUCAAAAAAUAAAGUCUUCUUUAUGAGUGGUUCUUCAAAGAAAAAAGUUUGGGAUGAAAUGGAAUCUUCUCAAAUAAAUGUUUCUAGAUGGCCAGCUCAUAAAAUAAUUUCAUCUGGUAAUACAAAUGUAUUUUAUAGAGAAUAA
Molecule: messenger RNA, 711 nt
Organism: Dictyostelium discoideum AX4
Lineage: Eukaryota; Evosea; Eumycetozoa; Dictyosteliales; Dictyosteliaceae
Gene: pgl
Exons: 1
Coding region: 1-711 (236 amino acids)
Biological process (GO): pentose-phosphate shunt; carbohydrate metabolic process
Molecular function (GO): 6-phosphogluconolactonase activity
Source: RefSeq, a predicted model, not a curated record